AUGUGGGAUGGAGGACUUCAAGAUUACAUCCAUGACUGGUGGAACUUAAUGGAUUUUGUGAUGAAUUCAUUAUACCUAGCAACUAUUUCACUGAAAAUUGUUGCAUAUUUACGGUACAAUGCAGAAUUAAGGAUUCGAAAUGACUGGGACAUGUGGCAUCCAACACUGGUUGCUGAAGCAUUAUUUGCUAUCGCUAACAUCUUUAGCUCUUUGCGUCUGAUUUCAUUGUUCACAGCUAACUCUCACCUGGGUCCCCUUCAGAUUUCUUUAGGAAGGAUGCUUCUCGAUAUUUUAAAGUUCCUUUUUAUAUACUGUCUUGUGCUACUUGCAUUUGCCAAUGGUUUGAAUCAAUUGUACUUCAAGUACGAAACCAACACCUUUGAUAACAAAACCUUGAACUGCACUGGCAUCCGUUGUGAAAAACAAAAUAAUGCCUUCUCAACGUUAUUUGAGACUCUCCAAUCCUUGUUCUGGUCAAUUUUUGGUCUCAUCAAUCUCUAUGUAACAAAAGUGCAACCUGAUCACAAGUUCACAGAAUUUGUCGGUGCAACCAUGUUUGGGACCUAUAAUGUUAUCUCUUUGGUUGUUCUUCUAAACAUGUUAAUAGCCAUGAUGAACAACUCCUACCAGCUCAUUGCUGAUCAUGCAGACAUUGAAUGGAAGUUUGCUAGAACAAAGUUGUGGAUGAGUUACUUUGAAGAAGGAGGAACACUGCCCACUCCAUUCAAUAUCAUACCUAGCCCCAAAUCAUUGUGGUAUUUUUUUAAAUGGAUUCGGAAACAAGUAUGCAAGCAAUACACAAGAAAAAAGCCUGAAAGCUUUGGAACAAUAGGUAGAAGAGCAGCUGACAAUUUCCGAAGACAUAAUCAGUAUCAGGAGGUGAUGAGGAAUCUUGUGAAGAGAUAUGUAGCAGCAAUGAUCAGAGACGCCAAGAAAGAAGAAGGACUAACAGAAGAAAACUUCAAGGAAUUGAAACAAGACAUUUCAAGCUUCCGUUUUGAGGUUUUGGGUUUGUUAAAGGGAAACAAAUUAAAUCUCAAUAACACAAAAGUGAGCAACAGCUCACCAGAGCCAGAAGAGAAGAGUCGGCCCAAGGAAAAGAAAAGUCGAACGCAAAAAAGCAACUUUAGUUUCUUUGACAUCACCACAAUGAUCCAUCCCAGAACAGCAGAGAUAGCUGCUGAAAAGCAUAACAUGAGUAAUGGAUCUGCCACCCUGGCUUCAGAAACCACCAAAGAGAAGCCAAAAAGAAUUCAGUUUGCCAAAGACAUAAAAACCUUUGGGCUUUUUCACAGACGUCCAAAACCUAGCAGCACGGAACAGAGCUCUAAUAAAAUUUUCUCUGUUUCGGAGGAAGUUCCAGAAGAACUCAUAUCCGAUCCCAGUGAAAAAACAUUUGACACAGUCAAAGAUCCAGAGCCAAACUGUGAGUUAAAUGUAAAUACUUGGAAUGAACAGUGUACAGUAACAGAAGAUACCCAGGAUAUCUUGGAAUGUCUACCAUUACAGCCUUCUGACAGUUUUGUAAAUGACAGUCAAACAGACAAGGUUGAACCUACUAUAGACAAGGAUGUCAUUUCAGAAACAAGUAGCACACAAGCAGAAACACCUGCAGAAGAAGACGAUUCCAUAACAAGACUGUGA
Messenger RNA from Staurois parvus, 1644 nucleotides. NCBI's taxonomy places the organism in Eukaryota, Metazoa, Chordata, Amphibia, Anura, Ranidae. The record is from the annotation of a GenBank genome assembly.